AUGUCAUCCUCAUGGGCAACUGUCGUGGCCAUCUAUGAUCCUCAUGUCAUUGACGUGGUCGGCACUCAGCUCAUCCAACUCGUCUUUUGGUGGCUGCCUUGCACCUUGUUCGUGCUCCUCGAUACCCUAGCCCCGAGCUUUUCCGCAAGGCACAAGAUCCAACCGGCGCCCAAACAGCCAAGCAGCGCAGACGUCAAGCACGCUGCCUGGGUCUCCGUUCAGAACCAGGGGAUUGUCCUUGCUCUUCAAGUAUUACUGGCCGUCUUGGCUGUGCUAGCGAAUCGACCACCGGCGCUCCAGGUCACUGCUAGCUUUCCGAGCUUGAGAGACUUUAGCCAGGACUUCCUCAUCUGCCUCCUUGCUCGUGAGGCCCUGUUUUACUACUCUCACCGGAUCCUGCAUACCCGGUCUCUGUAUGCGGCCAUCCACAAGUUCCACCAUCGAUUCACAGCACCUGUGUCGUUUGCUUCACAGUAUGCCCAUCCUAUCGAGCAUGUCAUGGCCAAUACAUUGCCGAUUGCACUUCCACCGCUGCUCUUGCGCACGCACAUCCUCACAAUGUGGACAUUCCUCGCUUGGCAACUUGUAGAGACGGCCACCGUGCACAGCGGCUUCGACUUUUUACAUGGCGCGGCACGGAAACAUGACCGACAUCACGAGAGGUUCAACGUCUACUUUGGGGGGCUUGGACUGCUAGAUUGGAUCCAUGGUACAGGCGAAAUGAGAAGCAGCAAGAUCGAAUAA
This is a messenger RNA of Emericellopsis cladophorae, 744 nucleotides long. RefSeq names its product Fatty acid hydroxylase domain-containing protein-like protein. Gene Ontology annotation, biological process: ergosterol biosynthetic process. The coding region runs from base 1 to 744 and encodes 247 amino acids. The transcript has a single exon. The record is from RefSeq and is a predicted model, not a curated record. NCBI's taxonomy places the organism in Eukaryota, Fungi, Ascomycota, Sordariomycetes, Hypocreales, Bionectriaceae. Gene Ontology annotation, molecular function: C-4 methylsterol oxidase activity; iron ion binding.